AAUUGCUGUCUCGAGACACAAAUUGCUUUAAGCGUUUCAGUCCAAUCUCGUAUUGAUUCAACUGGUUCAUGAACCGGUUCAAAAGAACGAUUCGUUCACAAACCGGGCAUCAGUGCAGAUGGCGAAAGGUCGGAAGACCAAAUCAUAUACAGCGAGGAAAUGUUUUGCGUUGCCCAGCCUGGAUUAUUUAGCACACAACGCGCCCGAUUCGCGAACUGACUCCUUUGAACUGAUUCGUUUGGAUGAACGGUUGAAACAACAGAUCUUCCGGCUGAAAACCCCAACUAAGACCAGCAUUAGAUGCGAAAGUGAUUCACGCCUUCACUGAAGCUCCUCCCACAGCCAAUCACCAAUAAAUUCUGGAGACAAACCAGCAGGAGAAAGAAUCAAGCUGAAAUCUUCAUGACAGACUGUUGUUGGAGUUGAUGGGAGAGAAACUUGAGAACAUGAGAGAUUCAGAAUCAUGCCCGAUGAAAACUGAUCGUACAGAGGAACAAAGAGAUACAAUGGAAGUUGAUGAGAAGCAUCCUGAUCACAUGAGGACUUGCAAUAAGAAGACGACGUUCACAUGUCAGCAGUGUGGAAAGAGUUAUACAAAUAAAUGUAAUCUUAAGAGACACAUGAAAAUUCACACUGGAGAGGAAAAUUUGACAUGCCAACAGUGUGGAAAAAGUUUUGCGAAUAAGAUGUACCUUCAGAUGCACAUGAGAGUGCACACUGGAGAUAAACUCUCCACAUGCAGCCAGUGUGGAAAGGAUUUUAUAUGUAAAAGAACCCUUAAGGUGCACAUGAGAAUUCACACGGGAGAAAAACCAUUUCAAUGCCCUGUUUGUGAAAAGGCUUUUACAGAUGAAGGUACCCUUAAGGCCCACAAAAGAAUUCACACUGGAGAGAAACCUUUUACAUGCCAACAGUGUGGAAAGAGUUUUAAAAACAGAAGUAAUCACAGGAGACACAUGAGAAUUCACACUGGAGAGAAACCGUUCACGUGCCAACAGUGUGGAAGGAGUUUCUCUAUUAGUACGCACCUUGUGAGGCAUACCAAAGUUCACUGGGGAGAAACCUUUCAUGUGCCAACAGUGUGAAAGUGUGUUUCAAAUACAAGUAAUUUCGUGAGGUACGCAAGAGUUCACACUGGAGAGAAACCUUGUCCGUGGGAAAGAUUUUUAUUGUGUUAUGACAGCUGCAAGUACAAUGAGUUCACACUGGAGAAACACCAUAGCAUUGGGGGGAGAAGGUUUUAGCUUAUAAAUAAAUCUGCAGUAUCAUAUAAAAAGCACAAUGAGCAUCAUCUAAUUUUAUUUAGAGAGAAAGUUAACUUUUGAGUUGUCAUAUGUCAAAGUUUGUAUUUUUUCAACUAAACAAAUGUAGUGUUCUGAAACUUGGACAUAGUGCUUAAUAAAAAUAAUUCUUUGAUUAUUACUGUACAUAAUUAAAUGCUCUACAAGAGAUAUAACCGUUCUGAUCAAGACCAUCUUGGAUUGCAAAUAAAUAGUCACCUUUGCAUCCUGUAUUUGUAUUUCAGCAUAUAUUUUUCAUCUUGCAUCAAAAUUGGAUUGUAUUUAACAUAUUUGUAUGCAUUUGAAAAUUAGAGAUGGGUUCUGUUUUAAUGUAUCCAAGUGUACCUAAAAUAAAAGAGUUUAAUAUA
Molecule: messenger RNA, 1648 nt
Organism: Misgurnus anguillicaudatus (oriental weatherfish)
Lineage: Eukaryota; Metazoa; Chordata; Actinopteri; Cypriniformes; Cobitidae
Source: RefSeq, a predicted model, not a curated record